AUGCCACCCGCCUGGGACGGAGGAGCGUCCUCCAGCGCGAGUCUGCGUGAGAAUGUGGCCGUGUGUGUUCGGACGCGCCCACUCUCUGGCGAUGAGGAGUGUACGAUUUGGCGGCUCGACAAGGGCCAGUGCAGUGUGACGCCCACCGAGCAGCACCCCGCGCUAGCCCGCCGCGGAGGCAAGAGCAUGCAAACCAACGACGACGACGACAGCAGUGGACUCUCAACCUACGACUUUCGUUUUGAUAAUCUUGUGUUGGGUGAUGAGAACACGAGCGCCCUGUACAGUGAGAACGUGUACCCAGUCGUGCGGGCCGCCAUGGACGGAUACAACGGUACGGUCUUUGCGUACGGCCAGACCGGGAGCGGCAAGACCUACACGAUGAGCGGCACGCCUGACGAGCCGGGUGUAAUUCCGUGCGCUGUGAAUGAUGUGUUUUUAAUGAUUCGUGAUGCGCCCAAGCGCGAGUUUCUGCUGCGUGUGUCGUACCUGGAGAUCUACAACGAGACACUCCGGGACCUGUUGGCAGACCCUAAAAAACGCGAGAAAGCCCCGCGCAUCGUCGAAGAAAAGGGACGCAUUGUCUUGAGCGGCAUGCGCGAGGAAAUCGUCACGGCGCCUAGUGAGGUAAUGGCCCUGCUCGAGCGGGGCCAAGCGGCCCGCCAUGUGGGCGCCACAGACUGGAACACACGGAGCAGUCGGAGCCACUGUGUAUUUCAGAUCACGAUCGAGAGCCGCGAGCAGAGCGAGGACGCUCACCGCGAGGUGCGCGUGAGCCAGCUGAACCUCAUUGACCUGGCUGGCUCUGAGCGGGCCGCCACGGAGAUGGCGCGACGCAAGGAGGGCGCCUUUAUCAACAAGUCGCUGUUGACACUAGGCACGGUGAUUGCCAAGCUCACCGAGACACAGACGGGCGCGGAUGCGCAUAUCCCCUACCGAGACUCGAAGUUGACCCGCUUGCUGCAGACGUCGUUGAGCGGCGAUGCGCGUGUCGCGGUGAUUUGUACCAUUACGUUGAGCCGCUCACAUGCGGCCGAGACACUAUCGACGCUCAAGUUUGGCCGCCGCUGCAAGAUGGUCGUGACCAAGGCGCAGCGACACACAGAGAUCAACGACAAGGCGCUCCUCGAGAAAUACCGCCAGGAGCUGGACAUGCUCCGUUCGCAGCUGGCGUCUACAGGUCAGAGCGAGCCGACCUCGCCGCUCUGUACGCCGACCAAACGCGAUUGGGCGGCGCUGAGUGAGGAGCGCGCGGCGGCUGAGCAAGAAGUGGCGCGAAUGCGCGAGACGCGGCGGGACCUGCGGGAGCAGAUUGACCACCUUACUCGACUCAUCCUCACAAGUCGGUCUGUGGCGGCUGAGACGCCUGCACGCGCCAUGUCCAGCGGCUCUGACGUGUUUGCAUCGCCGGCGCGCCGCGGGCCGCGCAUGAGCGACCUUCCCGCGCGCUUGGCGCCGGGCGCCGGCGACGCGGAAGUCACACAGCUGCGGCAGGAGCUGGCACAUCUGCGCAUGGCGCACGAGGCGGAGCGGCAUGACCAGCAGCGGCGCAUUGAGGGGCUCGAGACGGAGGUGCGCCUUCUUGAGGAGGCAGCGCACACCGCGCACCAGCGGAACCGGGGCGCGGAGCGCGAGCUUGUGCGCCUGCGUGAGGAGCAUGCGACGGAUGAAGCCCACCGCGAGUUCCGCGAGCUCGUCUCAGCGCGCCCAUCGCCCGAGUUGCGCCCGCACACGGAUUCGGUGCAUUACGAGGCGCGUAUUGCCGCGCUAGAGCGCGCGCUCGCGGAAGAGAAGGCGAUGCGCGACUUGACGUCGCUGCCGGAGCGCCCGCUCGCGCUACCUAUGCAGGCGCGGGGCGGCAUGACGCCGCCCUGCGUGCCGCUGCGCUCGCGCUCGACGGGCGGCAGCCCCAGGCCGGGGGCUAGCGACAACGUCGAGGUGCUGCAGCGCCAGGUGGAGCAGCAACAGGCUCUCAUUGCGUCCCUGGCCCAGAGUGUGCUGGGCUGGGAGGCACGUGUGAAGCAGCAGGCGAGCCUGAUUGCGAAGCUGGCCGAGCUCGUCAGUGGCGACGCUGACGAGGGCGAGGAGGCGCUGGCGCCCCCAGCCCCGCAGGCCCGGCCGCGCCACAGCGGUAUCCGGCCGAGUGAUGUGGUGCAAGGCAAGGUGAGUGUGGGCGACGCCGAGGCCCAGCGGCGCCUUACACACGAGCGACCGAGCCAGGAUCUCGAUACCCAGGCCCACGCCGGCAAGGUCGGCGCGAUGGCCAAGGCCCUGGAACGGCCACGCUCCGCCCAUGCGAGCGAAGCCUCGAGCCCGGCCAUGGGCAGCGGCGACGGCGCGCGAGCGUGCCUCAGCGAGUCGCCGCAGCCAGUGGAACAGAGUCGCAUGCCGCCGGACGUGCCGCCCAUGGAGCCGGAGAUCCAUGUGCCGCGUGCUGUGCGGCCCGAGCCGCGCACGGCCACGCUGCCUGCGCGCACCCUGCCGAUGCCGCCCGGGGGCCCGACGCGCACGCUGCCGAAGCCACCGAGCACGCACCAUGUGGCGGCGCUGCGGGCCUCGCUGCAGGCGCCCUCUGAGCCGCGCACGGCGCGUGCGGCCUUGCCGCAGCCAGUGGAGCGCAAACGGCCGGCGCCCUCGCCGCCCCAGGUGGCAGCCGUGCUACCGGCGGCGCCGGAGCCACCGAGCAAGCGGUCUGCGGCGCCCGACACGCAUACCAGGCUGCGUGCGCGCAUGUCAGCGUAUGCGGCGGCGACCGAGCCGGCGGGACCGCCGCGUACGUCGCCACGAGCCGCGAUGCCGCUCAAGCCGGCGCAGUCGAUGAUGCAGCUCUCGACGGAGCGUCGCUCGCGCGAUGCGGCCAUUCUGCGCGAGCUGAAUGAGCUCAAGUCGAUGCCGCGUGUUGAGAGCAGUCGUGUGAUGUACAUGCCGCCGGCUCUGCCCUCCGACCUAACGCAUACGCGCCUAUCAGCCGCGGCGUACAAGACGGACGCGAGUGCAUACUACAUAUAG
This is a messenger RNA of Malassezia sympodialis ATCC 42132, 3009 nucleotides long. RefSeq lists its product as uncharacterized. The record is from RefSeq and is a predicted model, not a curated record. Gene Ontology annotation, molecular function: microtubule binding; microtubule motor activity; ATP binding. Gene Ontology annotation, biological process: microtubule-based movement. NCBI's taxonomy places the organism in Eukaryota, Fungi, Basidiomycota, Malasseziomycetes, Malasseziales, Malasseziaceae.